AUGAAUGAUCAUCUAUAAAGAAUACAUAAUGACACCAUUAAUAGUGCUUACGUCUCUUUUGCUAAACGAUACAAACCUAGAAAUGCCUCUCUUGCUUAAUAGCAUGAUAUUAAUAACAAUCCAAUAUAAAUUUAACCUUCUAAGAAAAGAGUUAAACCUCGAUAUUUAACACCAACCAGAAAUAUUUAAUCUUUCCAAGAUCGUAUUAUUGCUUUACCUGUUAUAUCUUCAAGUCCAAAAAGUAAAUAUUAUGUUUCUAACUUAUUCACUCCUUCUGAUUGUAAAAAAAAGGAUCCAUACUUUAAGGAUUGGAAUUAAAAAUUUGAUCAUUUACUUUGUGGAACCCUUCGUAAAUUCAACCUAAACUAAGAGUAAAAAUUAUUUAAUUAAUCAUUUACAUAAGAGGAACAACUCUAAAUGAUUAAAGUAUUCAAAGAAAAACCACCUUAUUAAUUUUCAAAAAAAAAUAAAUAGCGAUCUCAAAAAAACAAGGAUCUUGAUGAAGAUUUUGCAAUACAUGAUAUAUCUUAAUAUUUUUAUAAACUCUAAGAUUGA
Molecule: messenger RNA, 555 nt
Organism: Paramecium pentaurelia
Lineage: Eukaryota; Ciliophora; Oligohymenophorea; Peniculida; Parameciidae
Source: the annotation of a GenBank genome assembly